CCUCAUCCGGGACGCAUCGCUAUCGGAGGUGAACCGUAAGCAGCCAUGAAGAGACGACCGACGACCCCCCAGGAUGAAGACCCCGCCGAGGCCAUCCUACAGCUCCAUCCGCACUCGCCUCCAUCCUCCUCAUCGUCAUCUCACUCUCCUCUAUCGGCCAUGCCAGCCUCCACGUCCGCCCUCCUGGCUCUGGCCUCGCCGGCCACCCGUCGCUCCAUCUCCAUGGGCGACUUCCGGAGGGUGACGGACGCCGCGCUCGCCGCCUCCGAGCCGGCGUCCGCCUCGGCCACGGCGCCGUCCUCCAAGCUGGUGACGCCGAGCUCCAGCAUGGAGUUCGAAGCGGCUCGCCGCCGCCUCUUGGAGGUGGAGGAGCGCCAGCGAGUCGUACGGGAGAUGGAGCGGAGACUGGAGGAGCUCCGAGAGGUGUUCGUGCGCUCCGAGCAGGAGGUGGUGCUGCACGGGGAGCGACUCGCCAGGAUGUCGGGAGCCGCCCAGCAAAGCGAGAUCUACGUGGCCGAGGGCGGCCAGCGCUUGAAGAAGGGACUCAAGUUCAAGAAGCACCGACCUACCAUCGUGUUCUCCUCCAUGCUGGGACUCCGAACGUGCCUGCCUUGGCCCGUGAAGCUCAAGUAGGACAGAAGAUCGUGAACCGCCCUCCACCAUCUGUGUGUAUGUUUGUUUGCUCUCGUAUCCUGAGGCUGGUCCUUCGGGUCUUUGGAGUGCCUGCGCAAAGGAGCUCAGGAGCCAGUCGAUCCAAGUGAUGCUCUCUGCCUCGUUGUCGUGGAAACCUUGCUUCUCUCUUUUUUUCAACAUUGACGAGACUGCGUGGUGCUGCAUGAAUGACUCACGUAGGAUGGCAUUCGCAAUGGCUGAGCGCGCAGUGAACCCCCGUUUAUAAUAUAUUCUAGAGCCACCCGUGACAGGCCGGGGAAAAAAAUUAUAGACUGUAAAAAAAGAAAUUUUUAAAAUAAAUAUUUUACCCUCCCACACACUUUAAACACAUUUAAACUACACGUUUUUAAGUAUUUCUACACAGUAUUAUUCAUAAUAUAAAACGGGAACUACGUUCUGACUCUCUCGCUUGCGCAGUUUUCCAAAUAAGAAGCUUCAAGCUCUAUUUUCCACCACAGUUGACAUUUACCGUAAAACAAGAGCAUUAAACAAUUCAAAUUUCAGCAUCCAAAAUGUUCCAACAAACCAUAUAUGAACCAAAGUCAGUCUAAAUUCAGACUUGCCUGUAUACUGUAAAAACCCUUUAACAAAAAACAAAACAACAACAACAAGAUCGCUUCAAAAUCUGUGAGAUAGUGGGGGGCACGAAAGAUGAACCGCGAUAGCGAUAGCGGGAGAUCACUGUAUAGGAAAAGCUAACUGGAGAUGUGUUUAGAAUAGGACCUGGCAACACACAGUGUGCUUUGAUGUCUCUGUGAUUCAUCACUUUGAAGGAGGUGGAGGAGGAAAAAGCGACACAAGCGCGCGGCGACGCCAACUGCGGCCUCCAGUCUCCACGGCAACCACUGUUUGCUUGCUCGUCGCCACAAAGCUGCACAGAAUGUAUCCGAGCAGACUGCAGCAAGCAACGGACGCUUCGAUUGAAAACAAACACGCUUAUGUACUGUACGUCAAAGGCGACACUUGAGAGGGCAUACACAGUUAAUAUUACUGUAAACGCUUCGAAUGUACACUUAAAAAAAAAAAAAAAAGACAAAAAAAAACCAAAAUGGAAUGUCCACUUAAUAUUUUCAUCAGCCGUCUCCAUAGCAUCAUCGUUUGGGAGUUAAACUUUAAAAUAUCAUGCGGAUAUUUUUCGUUUAAAGUUGACUGGAAGUGGUUGAUAUGAAAAGAGUGUGUUAUGUUAUAUUGCGGGCUCACAUUUACGAGUUGUAUGCUUCACCAAAAAUGUAUCGACACUUACAAGACAGGACAUUAGGUACACUAUCUCAUGAGAUCCAAUGCAAAAGCUGCAUUGGCCCUCUCAUAUUGACAUUAAUUUUUGAUUUGCAAUACAAUAAUAAACACACAUGGUGUCCAUAAAGUCUCACAAAUUAUCAAAUUUACUACACAAUCAAAUGGAUGGACAAAUCUGUGGAAAUUAUUACAAAAUGGUGAGUAGAUAUUGAUUUGUUUAAUUUAAUACACCUGAAUAUUAGACACCAUUAGUUCCACAAAGCACUUCCAGACUGUACUCGAUUUAAAUACUGAUUUCAAUUGUAAAGACACUUUGUGGACACCCUACAUUGUCAGUGAGCACUCCGUUUGGAUCUCGUUAAAAACUGUGCAGGUGUACCUAAUGUUGUGGCCGGCGAGUGUGCACACGAAACUCAGCAGGCACACCAGGGACGUCUAUUGUCGGCAUUCGAAGGUCAAAGCUGAGCAGGCUCUCAGCUCAGCUUUCAUGACAAAUCUAUGCGGGCUGUGUGAGUGCACAAGCGGGAAACUGGACAUUAUUAGUCCAGCAUUAAUAUUUUAGUUGCAUAGUUCACUGCCGUCCUGCUAAGAUAUGUUAGAGUUGAACGUGUCGCCAUUGGUUUUCUGGCCUGAAAGCAAAUGCGAUGCAUGUGAAAUGUGAUGCAAUGACUGAUUAGGAGGGUAUUUUCACAAUUGGUUCUAUUCAGCAGAAUGAUCAGUUCUACGCAUAUGUGAACAGUCAAAUCGGAUUGAAGCAAACCGAUUUGAGAUCGGCUAAGGUCUCAACCCGGUUCUGCUUCAACUCCACAGUGCAGUUCACUCAACACGUGCGCAAAGGUCCGGGUUCAGAAGAAGAACUGGUUCUGAUUUUGAAAGAACUUUCAAUGUGAACUGCUCUUAGUUUGCUUCAAGUCAUCAGAGUGGAAUUCUGUGGGCAAGGUGAACGCAAAGUGGUCCAGGUUUAUUUUGCUUUGUAUUGUCACAGGCCCAAUCAGACCUGGAAUGAAUCUGGAAGAGAACUGGUUCCUCUUUCACAAAUACACGCAAUGUGAACAUUGAAUAUUGAAUAUUGAGGCAAAAAAAGGGUUCCUUUGAUGUCUUGAAGUUGGUAGUGAAUUGAACAAACUUUCAAUUUGGUUUGCCUCAGAGCAGUUUGCCUAACCCAAAUUGGUCCAGGUUCACUUGGCUUUAUAUUACCUCACGACCCAUCAGACCUGAAGGGGAGUUUAUUAGUCAGCAUUCUUUGCGCCAAUGUGAACAGUCCAAAACUGAUUCAGACCACUCUGAAACAAACCAAAUUGGUUUCAAUUGGCCUCUUUCAAAACAACUUUUAACAUAAACACAAAAAGGCUUGAGUCACGUCCCUUACGAGUGUUGAACUUAUUAGUUCAUAUUAUUUGCAUUUAUGUGAAACAGACCAUCUUUCCGUAUCAACUCUUCAAAGGGCUCAAAGGAUUGUGAUACGAGAACACGGUCAAGCAGAGUGUAGACAUACAGUUCUCAUCUUUCACAUCAAUGAUAGCCAUAACGACCUUACGAUUGACUAAGUCUCUAUUAGCAUUCCACUCUGCCAAGGGGGCGUCUCCUUGCCAUUGACUGUAUGUGCUACCAAACAAGCACCGAUGAUGAUUUAUAUUAUUAGCUAAGAGCUAACACAGAUUAGGCCUUAUAUAUGUAUGCAUGGUCCUGUAUGUACAGUCUGUAGAAAUAAUGUUAUACAAACGGCCUAUAUCGCUUGUUUGUCAUAUGCCUUAUGCAAUGUCUGUGCAAUGGCAGUGAGAACACUUCUGACAAAGGAGACAAGGUGAGAAGGGGUCACACAUCCAAAUAGGACACAAGACAACAAUGUUGUUUGUUUCCUCUAGUUUUAGGACUAUGUUUCCCAAAGAACUCUAGAAUGAAUGUACUGUACUGUUUAUUAUUACAGAAAUAUGUGGUUGUUGUUUUUUUUUUUAGAAAAUACAGUAUAUAUGAUUUGGAAUUAUAUUUUAUUUGGACCUCUGCCUGGCGAGAUGCUAUCAUAUUGGACAAACAAAAAAAACCUGCAAAUAAUAAUACAUAAAUGGUAUUUAUUCUGGUUAGUUAAACAACAUAACUAAAUAAAUAAAUCUUUACUUUGACAUUUUAUGUCAACUGUUUUCACACAAUUAUUAUUUCACUUGUCCAUCACACGAUAUAACGGAUUAAUAAAAUAAAAUGCUUAGUUACCCUUGAUUUGUUAUUUUUGUCAAAAGAAAUCAAAUUGUAUAAAAUAGGUUAAUGUAAGUAUAUUAAAAAACAUUACAUAUUUUAAAAGAAAUUAAAUAUGUAAAUAUGUUUUUUUUUUAAUUAAAUAUGUAAAAAUUAGAAUAUAUAAGGAAAUAUAUAUAGGCCUUACACAGACUUUGGCCAUACAAAGGUCCAAAUGUAUUUUUUUUUUUAAAUUAAUAUUGAAUGUACUAUAUUAAUAUUUUGUACUGCUAUAUGUUUGGUACACCUUUAAGUUGUAGUAUAAUAAGCACAGAAUUUCGUUUUCUUUAAGUCACAAUUUGCUGAAGAUGAUUGAAUGUUUUGCUAUCUCAUCUGGGCCUCGUUUGCAUUCAUUUUUUAAUUCACAGCCUUAACGCCACGCUUACUUAAGGGAAUCAACCUUUAUCACUUUUGAAAACAAGCUUUCUACUGCACAGUGCAAAGAAUGAAUGUUGUUAUAUUUUCCGCAUACUUUUUGUAGACUCGUUCCACAUUUAAAGUUGAAUACUCUUGACGAUUUAAGCUCAGCGCUGCAAUGUACAAGACUAAAAGGAUACAUCGUUAGGAUUAAACUGGCUUAAUGAUUAAAAAUGUUACAUAAGAUUUCAAGCUGUUUUUCUGUGAAUUCCUAAUUGUUUGUGGAUUUACUACCAGCUUUUGAUGGAUAUAUUUUUCAAAUGCAUCACUUUGCGUUUGAUUAGCAAUCGUGGGGUGUUGUUUAAUCAUUUUCUUCAUUCGUAGAGGCUCUUUAGGGUUGAAUGCAUUCAAAAUCCAAGUUAGAUUAACAGUGCAUUUUAAUGGGAAAUGACUGGAAAUGCAUUCAAAUUCCAACUUAGCACUCAUUAUUGUAAGGCAGGAUUUGUGAAGUUACAUUAAGAUGUUUUUGCUGUUGCUCACUUGAUGGAAACAUUAAAGACACAACUCAGGGUGCAUGUAAGAGAAAAUUAAUUUUUCCCAUUUUAACUUUCCACGUCACAGAUGGCUUUUAUACAGAGAUGCUAAUAAUAAUACAUUCGAGGCACACUUAAAUAAAUCCAGAGAUUUAUUCAUUCUUGUUUUUCACAGAUAAGUACUGCAUCCUGCGGUGUGCUGCGCAUACAUUAACGCUAUAAAUCCAUACAAGGCUUAGGGAGUGUGCGUAUUGGCUAUGAAGCAGAAACAUUGUUGUUAUUAUACGGGCUAUGUUACAUAAGUGACAGGUUGGAAUGUCAUUGUGCUGGACACUGGGUUGCAGCUGUCAAGAGACAGCCAUGCUUGCAGAGGAGGUUACAGAGGCAUGAUAGUAAUAUUAAAGAGCCAAGCGCAGCUGUCAAAUUGCAUAAACACAUUGGAUUCGAGAGCAUCUGUCUAUGCUUUUUGGAAUAAAGGAGCAAUUGCACAUUGGACUAAAUUUCCUUGAUUAGCAAAAGAGGAUAUUGAGUCCUCGUCGAGUUGUGGGAAGAAGUUUACAUACACUAUAUUAAACAUGGACAUAUUCAUUUUGGGCUAAUCCAAUGGCUACUGUCAGACAAAUCUCUUUGGAAGCCUUUUAAAAGAUGCGACAGCAGCUGUUAAGUUGCAUAAACAUAACGGGGACAAUUUGUAUAUCCUAUUUGGAAUAAAGGAGCAAUAAUACAUUGGCCUAAAUGUCCUUUAUUGACAAACGGUGCAAUUAUAGUCCCACUCUAGUUGUGACCAGAAGUUUACAUGCAUUCAUUAGGGUUAUGAUCAUAUAGGCAUCACUUUCAUUUUAGGCUUUUAAUGAUCUACCUUUUUGAGGGUGGAAUGAUUGUUUAGACAUGGCUCCAAAAGACCCCAACUCCCCUGACACCUCAAACAAAAAAUAAAAUAAAAUGA
Molecule: messenger RNA, 5973 nt
Organism: Phycodurus eques (leafy seadragon)
Lineage: Eukaryota; Metazoa; Chordata; Actinopteri; Syngnathiformes; Syngnathidae
Product: TMF-regulated nuclear protein 1-like
Exons: 1
Coding region: 46-633 (195 amino acids)
Biological process (GO): regulation of cell population proliferation
Cellular component (GO): nucleus
Molecular function (GO): DNA binding
Source: RefSeq, a predicted model, not a curated record